AUGCAGAUUUUCGUGAAAACUCUGACUGGGAAGACCAUCACUCUUGAGGUCUGUAAUUAUAUGUUUAUGACACGUGCAAGUUAAGAAAGUGUUUUAGGUGAAUUUAUCCACCGAACAGUUGUCUUUUCGUUUUCGCAUCUUUUUUUUGCAUAAGGCACUUGAAUCUUCUUCUUGAAGUGGUUGGGAAGUUUCCUAUUUUUUGUUUCCUUGAUACGACUGUCCAUGAUCGAAGAAAGAGUCAAUCGAUGUCUUCAAAUGCUCCUAAAUCUACGUCAGUUUCUUGGCUUUCCUUAAAAAAAAGGGAUGAAUCUUGGAACCGCAGUCCCUGAAUUUUACUCCUUACAAACUAAAUUGAAUGAAAAACUAACACAGCUCGCAGACUUAAACUAGACUCCUUACAGGCCUGUCAAUGUUUUUGAGACAACAAACACUUCCUUGGGAAUCACAAAACUUAUUAACAGUAGAAGUAUUGAAGAAAGUGUUCCUCAAAAGUCACCACUAAGAUGGCAAUAAGUGGCGCGGUAUUCUGUAGAAAUUUGUGCAUGGUAAAACAAUAUUUAACCCAAGUUAAACAUUUAAGUAAGAUGAUCAUGUUAGGCUGUGAAUCGAGACCAGGGAAAGUGUCAGUAAACUGGCUUGUCAAUUUAUUUCAUUUAAGUUUUUUUAUGCUACCCUCUUGAGCAAACUUCUGUUCAAAUGGAGAAAUUAUGAAUACACCUGUUGAUGGUUAAAAGUGGCUGCUGGAGAAUGAGGCAUCCAUGCAGAAUGCAAAGAUGCGUUUCAUGAAAUGAGUAACCUUAAUUUCUACUGGUCCUCAAAGAUUCAAUAUACAAGAUUGUUUUUGAAUACCAUUGGUAUUUGUUUUUUAGGUUGAACCCAGUGACUCAAUAGAGAAUGUGAAAACAAAGAUCCAGGACAAAGAGGGUAAGGAGAAGAGAUGUAAGCUAAAUGAAAGAUUUAAGUUCUUUCUGUUUCUUUGGAUGUACAUUAUCAUGUACACACCUGUGUGGAUUUUUCUUUUGGCACAAGAAAUAAGUUUACUGAGAACACCAUUUACCUUAGGAAUCCCUCCUGACCAGCAACGAUUGAUAUUUGCUGGCAAGCAGUUGGAAGAUGGACGUACCCUCAGUGACUACAACAUCCAGAAGGAAUCAACUCUUCACCUUGUGCUGCGACUGAGAGGAGGAGCAAAGAAAAGGAAGAAGAAGAACUAUACCACCCCCAAGAAGAUCAAGCACAAGAAGAAGAAGGUAAGAGUCGUGUCUAAUUUCCUGUGUAAAGAAUUCCCAGGAACAACAGAAUUUCACUUUAAAGUAUUGAUACAUUGCCAAGCAGGCAAGUGAUGAGUGUAAAGAAAAAUAUCAAUCAGGGGAUUAUAGAAUGAUCCAUUACCAAAUUCUCUGAACAAACAUCAUAAGAACUGUCUAGUAGAUAGUAAGGAGAAUUAUCAAUGAUAUCUUAGGAGUAGAAAGUUUAUCAAGUAUUACUGUGACAUCAUGAUCUUCAUAUAUCUAUCAGUGUAAAAUCUUAAUUGGAAAAAAAAAAACUAUGACACAUGAGUGAUAGACAUCAUCAAAAUAACUUUAACUGCUAACAAGCUUUCUUCAGUGCUGAGUAGAAUGAGGCUUUUCAUUCCAAGAUCUGAAAAUUUCAAUUUCCUUACUAUUUACCAUUUAUUUCUUUGUUGUCUGGUCCAAAGAAUUCGGCAAGAUAUUAAAACAAUUUAUUCCUUAGUUUCCUUUUCAGAUUUCUCAUUACCUGUUCAUUAGAACUUUUUUUAAACUGUUAGAAUAAUAUAUAAUAAUGACUUGUAAGAGAGUUGCAGAAGUGAAUGUUUUUUUCUGUAGAAUUCAACAUUUCCUUGUUGUACUUUAGAUUGUAUGCUAACCAUACUUUACUUCUACAUCACUAGGUUAAGCUAGCUGUCCUGAAAUACUACAAGGUGAAUGAAAAUGGAAAGAUCACUCGUCUUCGACGGGAAUGUCCAAAUGAGUCAUGUGGCGCUGGAGUUUUCAUGGCCAGUCACUUUGAUCGCCAGUACUGUGGAAAAUGCUGUUUAACGUAUGUGUAUAGCAAGGCACAGGAAGGCAAAUAG
Molecule: messenger RNA, 2095 nt
Organism: Pocillopora meandrina
Lineage: Eukaryota; Metazoa; Cnidaria; Anthozoa; Scleractinia; Pocilloporidae
Source: the annotation of a GenBank genome assembly